Aspergillus tanneri is the source of this 1350-nucleotide messenger RNA. RefSeq names its product acyl-CoA dehydrogenase family protein. The record is from RefSeq and is a predicted model, not a curated record. The coding region runs from base 1 to 1350 and encodes 449 amino acids. The transcript is spliced from 4 exons. Gene Ontology annotation, molecular function: oxidoreductase activity, acting on the CH-CH group of donors; flavin adenine dinucleotide binding. NCBI's taxonomy places the organism in Eukaryota, Fungi, Ascomycota, Eurotiomycetes, Eurotiales, Aspergillaceae.
AUGUCCGCCUCCACCCGAAUCCCCUCCAUCGCCCAGCCACACGUGAGUGAUCGCGCCAAAAAGACACUCGACCUGGUCGAAGAAUUCGUCGAGAGAGAAUGUAUCCCCGCCGAACCCCUCUUCCAGGCCCAAUUGGGGGAGGGAAAACAGCGAUGGACCACCAAUCCCGCCAUCAUGGAGACCCUCAAGACCAAAGCCCGCCAGCAGGGUCUGUGGAACAUGUUCCUGCCCAAGAACCAUUUCUCCCAGGGGGCAGGCUUUAGCAAUCUCGAAUAUGGUCUGAUGGCCGAAUGUCUGGGCAAGAGCAAGCUGGCGUCCGAGGCGACCAACAACGCGGCCCCCGACACGGGCAACAUGGAGGUGUUAGCAAAAUAUGGUAACGAGGCGCAGAAGCAACGAUGGCUGGCUCCGUUGCUGGAUGGGAAGAUUCGCUCUGCUUUUCUCAUGACCGAGCCCGAGGUGGCCUCCAGCGAUGCUACCAACAUCGAGCUAAAUAUGCGCCGUGAAGGCAAUGAAUACGUUCUGAAUGGCUCGAAAUGGUGGUCCUCCGGUGCUGGCGACCCGCGAUGCCAGAUCUAUCUGGUUAUGGGCAAAUCCGACCCAACCAACCGUGAUCCCUACCGCCAGCAGUCGGUGAUCUUGGUGCCCGCUGAUACCCCCGGCAUCACGGUGCACCGCAUGCUAUCGGUAUACGGCUACGAUGACGCCCCGCACGGCCACGGCCACAUCACCUUCACCAACGUGCGAGUACCAGUGGCCAACAUGGUUCUGGGCGAGGGACGCGGCUUCGAGAUCAUCCAGGGCCGUCUUGGGCCCGGCCGCAUCCACCACGCGAUGCGCACGCUCGGCGCGGCCGAGAAGGCACUGGAAUGGUUGAUUGCGCGCAUCAACGAUGACCGCAAGAAGACCUUCGGAAAGCCUCUGUCAUCGCACGGCGUCAUCCUCGAGUGGGUGGCGCGCUCGCGCAUCGAGAUCGACGCCGCCCGUCUCAUCGUCCUCAACGCCGCCAUCAAGAUCGAUCAGGGCGAUGCCAAGGCCGCCCUCAAGGAGAUUGCCCAGGCCAAGGUCCUCGUGCCCCAGACCGCGCUGACCGUCAUCGAUCGCGCUGUGCAGGCCUACGGCGCUGCCGGUGUCUGUCAGGAUACUCCCCUGGCGUACCUGUGGUCUUUGAUCCGUACCCUGCGGAUCGCGGAUGGUCCCGACGAGGUCCAUCUGCAGCAGCUGGGUCGUCGUGAGAACCGCGCUCGUCGGGAUGCCAUCAUCGAGCGCUUGGACUGGCAGCGGAAAGAGGGAGAGCGGUUGUUGGCUGAAAAUGGCCUCACCAAUCCUGCUCUGAAGAGUCAUCUAUAG